This is a messenger RNA of Menidia menidia (Atlantic silverside), 759 nucleotides long. NCBI's taxonomy places the organism in Eukaryota, Metazoa, Chordata, Actinopteri, Atheriniformes, Atherinopsidae. The record is from the annotation of a GenBank genome assembly.
AUGCGCCGUCGCAGGUUAACGCCACUUUUCGCGCUCUCUGAGGAGGUAACGAGGGAGACUCUGCACAUCUUCUGCACACACACCUCCCACUCUGUUUUGGCCGGCGAUUCAUUCAGCAACAGCCACGGAUUAAAUCAUGACAGGAUGGGGAAUGGGAUGACUUUCAUGGCAGAGAUGCCUUCGGUCAGUGGAUCGGUCGGUGGCUUAGACGGUCCCCGGAGAGAAAACUACGUGUUCGUGACCCCGGUGGAGGUGGAUUCAGAUGGCGGGUACCUGUCCCACGACGUGAGCAGGCGAGGCCAUCGCAGCAGGAGGUCCCUGUCCUCUUCCCUGCACUACCGGCUCUCCGCCUUCGGCCACGACAUGCACCUGGACCUGCGGCCGUCGGCCGUGGUGGGGCCCGGGUUCACCGUGCAGGCGCUGGGCCCGGGAGGCAUCUCCGUCCUCGCCACCGACGACGACCACGAGGGGUUUCGCAACUGCCUGUAUCAGGGAUUUGUCCGCAACCUGUCAGCCUCCUCGGUGGCCGUGUCCACGUGUUCGGGACUGGAGUUGUCUGGACCCGGCAGAACUCACACAUUCCUUGACACAUCCCACACCAGCCAGAACCAGGUGGACACCACACAGUGCCAUAAAAACCAUACGUGCAUCUAUCAUUUCGCCGCCAUACCUCCCCUCACAUCCUGCUCCCGUGGCUGCCCUGCUCUUUUGUCCCCCGUUUGCCCUGCCUCUGCUUCUCCUCUUGUUUGCGGCAAUUAA